Messenger RNA from Phymastichus coffea, 3608 nucleotides. Its product is annotated as ankyrin-3-like. The record is from RefSeq and is a predicted model, not a curated record. The transcript is spliced from 5 exons. Gene Ontology annotation, molecular function: protein binding. NCBI's taxonomy places the organism in Eukaryota, Metazoa, Arthropoda, Insecta, Hymenoptera, Eulophidae. Bases 503 to 3367 code for a protein of 954 amino acids.
CUAUGUUCGCGCCACUAUACUGCCAGCUGUCAAAUAGAUUCUGCUCAUCGCUCGCGCAAUACGUUAAUUCUUGUGGUGAAAAUCAAGCUGACGAGUAAACACAAUUCUCACGUGAUGCGGCUAUUAUACAACAGUGCAAAGACAAUUUACAUAUUAUCUUGAUCGUCGACAUGCAUCUUUAAUCGAUAUAAUAUUUUGGACAACUCUUCCAUACGUCCAUUUAUGGAAGAAGAAACUUUUUCAAACGUUCAAUGUCAAUGCAGACCUGUAACACAUCCAACCAGCUAAAGAGAAUCUCUAAAAAUUUAUAGGCAGUUGUUUCAAACGAUCUUGGCAAUUAAAAGUUAUUCUUUUAAAACCCGCAGAAUAGGUGCAAGCGACUGAAGGUCGAGUGAAGAGAAUGUAUAGAAAUACUUUUACGUUCAGAUGCAAAGGAAAAUUUUAGAGAAUCGAUUUUAAAAACGAAUUUGAAAAAUAGAUUUGCUUUGUGUAUAAGCACAAAAUGGCGCAUAUUACAAAGUUACUGAAACAGUAUGGUUUUACUAAAAUAGAAGAUACUGAUGCAAAUGGUGACACAGUACUUCAUCAGACUAUAAAAAAUAAGAAAUUAACUCAGAAAAAAAUGAUUGAAGUGUUAGAGAUUUUAUUUGAAAGGGGCGUUCAUCCAGAUAUGGAAAACAAGAAAAAGGAGACGAUUUUGCAAUUGGCAUUAAAAAACAGGAUGCAAGAUGUCAUAAAUUUGUUACUUACUCAUGCAACUAACAUCACUUCGGCAGCUCACUUUUUCAUCACAGAUGAAUACGAAAAAUACUCUCAAUUUUCAAGGCAAACCAAGUUGGAUAGCGAGAUCGGAAGAGUCGAAUCUGAAUCCGCAAAUUUCGUGGAAUGGUUGAUAUCAAGGGGAUUUACUUUUGAUCGCAACAAUAAAAGAAACCAGAGUGCACUUUGUAUGGCCAUAGAGCUCAAUUUACAACAUAUUCUGCCAGUAUUAUUGAGGUACACGAAGAAAAUUACCUCAGUCGAUCAACAAAAUAGAACAUUACUUUGUUACUUUCUCGAGAGUAAAACUAAGAAUUUUGGCAUUGAUAAAAAUUGGUACUCUAAGCGAUAUGAGGCUGAAAUUGUGAAAAUUUUAUUAGACCGAGGAGUAUCGGUCGAUACCGAAAAUAAUUCGGAGCGCAGCCUUAUUCGAAUAGCUAUUGAUAACGAGGAAGACGUGGACGUGGUGCUGAUGUUGCUCGAGCGUUCGACAAACACUAAUCGAAAAAAUUGCGAAGACGAGACGUUGUUUCACGUCGUGAUCAGGAAGUGGAUUAACUCGGCUGAAGGAAAGAGUGAUUAUUAUUCGAAAAUCAUGCAAGUUCUUAUAGCUAAAGGCGCUGAUUUGAACGAGCCAGAUAAAUAUGGAAAGAGACCUCUGGUUUACGCGAUCGAAAAUCGUAAUCUGCAUUUAGUCGAACUUUUACGAGCCAACGGAUCGGAUUUUAAUGUCACUACGAAGGAUGGAAAACCACUGGUGGAUUUAGUUUUCACUAGUAUUUGCCAGAACACCAGCAACGAGGCAGAUAUGACGUUAUUUCAAUUACUACUCAAGCAUGUGACGGGUGUUUGCCAUAAAAAUUUUGACGGGGACUUGCCGUUUCACACGUUAAUCUGGAAGUGGUUGUGCUCGCCCGAUACGGAGAACCAUUAUUACGCGGAAAUCGGACGCGCUCUGAUAGAUAAAGGCGCAGACGUUAACAAAGCGAACGAUUAUGGAACGAUUCCUUUGUUCCAUGCCGUCGAGAGACAUAAUUUGCGGGUAGUCGAGUUUUUGAGAGAACACGGUGCAAACUUUGAUGCGACAACAGAGAACGGCGAUACUCUGAUGCAUUGGUUCGUCAAGAGCAACGACUUCAUCGAGAGUGGCAACUACGAACCUGAAAUGAAGUUGUUUGAUCUCUUGCUCAAAUAUUUAACAAAUAUACAUCAUAAAAACUCAUUUGGAGAUACGCCACUUCGCAUGGCCAUCAGAAAAUGGGCGACGUCAGAAAAAGCACAUACCGAUUAUUACACGAAGGUAACUCGAGUUCUCAUGGACAGACUCGACGGCGCCAAUGAAACGCACACGUGUUACGGCGAGACUCUCCCGUUUGACGCGAUCGAAAAGCACAAUCUGGGAGUAGUCGAGUUUUUAGAUGACAACGGAGCGGAUUUCAGCAUGAGAACAGAGGACGGCGAGACGUUGAUGCAUCUGCUCGUCAAAAGCAGCGGCUGCUGGCAGACCAAUGACAAAGAAGCAGAAAUGAAAAUCUUCAAGCUGCUCAUUAGCAAAGGCUGCCGAGCGGACGCGCGAGACAAAAGCGGCUCGACGCCCCUUCACGUCGCUGCCAUGCAUGCCGAUUCCUGCGCUAUUCAACUGCUCAUCGAGCACGGCGCUCGGGUUGACUGCAGAAACAAUGACAUGGAAACGCCUCUGCAUUUCGCAAUGAGAAACAAGCAAUUCGAGAGUACGGCUAUACAAUUGGUGGAGUUGGGAGCCGACGUCAAUGCCAAAGAUUCGAAGGGCCAAACACCCCUGCACAAGAUAGCCAUUGAGCAGAGGACCAAGAGCUUCUACAAAAUGUUACGGAUGCUUUUGCUGUACGGAGCGGAUGUUAAUGCGCGGGACUCGGAAAAUCGCACGGUUUUGAGCUGCGCGCGCACCCGAGAUCUCAACGAUUGGCAACAGAAGUGCAGAGCCUGCAUACUUGAUUACAACGAGUUGCGACGUCGGACAGGGGAAGGCUUUGCCAGCUACUCGCCACUGCGCGUGUCCAUCGGCGAGUGCGGUAUAAAGGACACCGCGAGUGACGUGGUACUACGUUUGGCAGAACAUUCGGUCAAACUCAAGGCAGCCAACUUGCCGUGGGACGAGCGGAUUAACGGCUCGCUCGGGCUCGUUGUGGACGCUGACGCCCGCGCCACCACGAUCAGCUCCAAAGCGUUCUGUCAACUGUACUACGAGAAAAGCGCGAAAGAAGUGGAGGCUUUGAGGAGCACGAUGAUCGACAGUCACACGUCGCUCUACCAUUUUCUCCACAUGAACUACAACAGGAGGCGUAUCUAUCUGAACAACAACAAAAUGGAACUACUCGUGCGCUCUUCAGUACACGAGUUUCCCGUGUACGCGGAUUUGAUUUUCGCCUGCUUCUUUGAAGCCACGGUGAGGAAAGUUUUGAUGGCGCCGGCGAGGAACGCUUGGGCAGCGUUGACAAGGAUUAACAUGCCAACCAUUUGCAUUGAUCUCAUCUUCUCGUUUUUGAGCAAUGCAGAUCUGUUCCUUAUGAUUGACGCUGAUUUAUCGGCAUAUUUGCAUAGAAAGUACUCGGCAUCGACAAUCGAUUGAUAUUCAUGACUCGACUUGGAAUUCAUUUCAGGAUAACGAAUUAUGAUUUUUAUGUCUUUUUACUCGCGUAUUUUACCAUUUUAUUCCGGUUACGUUUACUUUUAAUAUGGAGAAUAUUAAUUUUUACCAUAACACGGAUUGUUAUACGAUCGAAUAAUUGACCAUGUUGUAUAAAAAUUUUAUCAUUAUCAAGAGGUCGAUAUUGAACAAAUUUGAUUUCGAUUUUGAAAAUGAAAAUAAA